This is a messenger RNA of Prunus avium (sweet cherry), 983 nucleotides long. RefSeq names its product Mitochondrial transcription termination factor family protein. NCBI's taxonomy places the organism in Eukaryota, Viridiplantae, Streptophyta, Magnoliopsida, Rosales, Rosaceae. Gene Ontology annotation, biological process: regulation of DNA-templated transcription. The record is from RefSeq and is a predicted model, not a curated record. Gene Ontology annotation, molecular function: double-stranded DNA binding.
CUCUCUCUCUCUCUCUCUCUCUCAAACAGUUACUUACAAUGCUUCGCACGCUCUGCCUCAUCCCAACUCCCUCCUCCUCCUCCUCCUCCUCCUCUCUCACCACCUCAAAUCCCCAUCCUCCCUCACACUUCAUCAAGUUCCGUACAUCCUACCGCGAAACCCUCCGCUAUCUCAAAACGCUGCGUAUCAUCUCCCCCGAAACCAACCCCAAAAAGCUCCCCCUCCCCGACGCCACAGACCAAAUCCUCUCCACCGUAAAUUUCCUCAAGUCCAAGGGCUUUUCCGACCCCGACUUCCCUAGGCUCGCCUUCCUCUCCCCCAAGCUCUUCUCCCCAACCCUCGACCCCACCGACAUCGCCCCCGUCUUCGACUUCCUAGCUGCCGAGCUCCCCGCAGACCCCUCGUCCUCCUGCGGCCUCAUCCUCCGCUGCCCGGACCUCCUCUUCUCCGACGUCGAGUUCUGCCUCCGCCCCACGCUGCAUUAUCUCAAACAGUUGGGGCUCGAGAAGCUCGGGGCUCCGACGAAUUUGAAUGCACAUUUGUUGAACACGAGGGUGGAGAAGCUCAAGAGGAAGAUGAGGUUCCUGAGGAGUUUGGCGCUUUCGUACGAGGAGGCAGCGAAUGUGUGUGUGAGGCUGCCUGCGAUUUUCGGGUACAGCGUGGAGAAUAACUUGCGGCCCAAGUAUGAGUACUUGGUGAAGGAGAUGGGGAGGAGUGUGGAGGAGUUGAAGAAGUUUCCUCAGUAUUUUGGGUUUAGUUUGGAGAAGAGAAUAGUGCCAAGGCAUUUGCAUUUGAAGGAGAGGAAUGUUGAGAUUCCGUUGAAUAGGAUGUUGUUGUGGAGUGACCAAAAGUUCUAUGCCAAGUGGAAAUAAUAAUCAAACAAUCAAAAUGUUAGGAGACCACACGUGUAUAAAUGUGAUCUCCUUAGCAUUAGUGUAUCUAAAUAGGUGCACAGGAGUCCGUUUGCACCCAUGUUAGAUUAA